UUUUAAAGCUGUUUGUUACAGUUUUAAAAAUGCGUUACAAUGAGAGGGAAAGGGAAAGCUUCUACGACCAAAAGGGGACGUGCCUCCGCAAAUGCCGCAAGAAAGCUGGGAGAUUUGUAGUUUACCACUAGCACGUACCGGCGUACCAUACAAAUGGAUUACACCAAACGUUAUUUGCUCUAAUCAAUACGCAGGCCUAUGCCGUCUCUCCUCUCGAGUUUCUCGCUCAAGACCAAUCACGUUCUUUAGUUCAUUAGUUCUUAAUUGAUUUCAGCUGCGACGCCCCCGCCUCUCCUCAUAAAGCGCCCCCACCGUGACUGAUGUUGAUGGUUUAUUUUUCGUUGGGUUGCGCGAGCUCAACAAUCCGGACAUCGUGGCCACCGACGCGGACCCCCCGCCACCAGGACCCACGCAGAGUGGAUUGUACUCCCAGAGGCUUCAACAGAGCGGGUCUGGAGCUGGGAGCUGCAGGUGGAUGGUGCCCAGGAGCCGUUCAGUCCUACAGGAACAGACGGUAGAGGUGAUGGAGGCGGUCGUCUGGAGGUCCGUGGCGGUCGUCUGGAGGCGCUCGCUGCAGAUCGAGGGAAGGCCGGUAGCCGUGCAGCCCAAGGGAUGCAGAACGGUGAGACAUGGAACUGCAUGGACUGAGGCGGAGGUCCUGGAGGCGGAGGUCCUGGAGGCAGAGGUCCGGGUGGCGGAGGCCGGCCUGGAGGCGGCGGUGGCCUGGAGGUCCUGGAGGCGUCCAACCUGGAAGGGGCGGCAUGGAGAGCCAGGUGGCGGCUCCUCAUCCAAAGGGCCUGGAGGCGGCCGGCCCGGCGGCGGCUGGCCUGGAGGGCCCGGCGGCGGCUGGCGGUCAAACCUCCAGCUGUUUGAAGACACCAAGCAGCUUGAUGACUGGUUCUUUAUACUCAGGACCUCGACCCGGAGCAGAGGACAGGCCUACAGCGCAGCAGACUAG
Molecule: messenger RNA, 958 nt
Organism: Gadus morhua (Atlantic cod)
Lineage: Eukaryota; Metazoa; Chordata; Actinopteri; Gadiformes; Gadidae
Product: single-stranded DNA-binding protein 2-like
Exons: 6
Coding region: 476-958 (160 amino acids)
Source: RefSeq, a predicted model, not a curated record